AUGUUCUCAAUCGCGACAGCACCGGCCAAGCAGUCCGCGACGGAUACCAUCUCUGUACUUAGCGGAAGGUUAGGCUCUGCUACUCUGCUAGAAGACCGCCGGGCGGCAAUUUUGGGGCUACGAUCGUUUGCAAAAGACUUCCCAGCCACCGUCUCCUCUAGCGCUUUGAGAGGGCUCAUUGGGAGCCUUGCAAAGGACGGAGAGGAUGUUGAUACUGUCAAAGUUGUGCUAGAAACGUUGCUCAUGCUUUUCACACCUAAUGAAGAUAGCCCCGAGACGUCUGAUGAGGUUGUCUUGUGGCUUGCUGAUGAGUUCACACAGCGCCAGGAGAAUGUUACCUUACUGCUCGACUUUCUCGAAACGAACGACUUCUACUCCCGCUUGUACUCGCUACAACUUUUGGGAGCAAUUCUUUCUGCUAGAACUGAACGAACAGAGGAAUGCAUAUUUACCGCGCCGCUCGGCAUACCUCGCUUAGUUGCGACUCUCGACGAUCAACGUGAUGCGAUUCGAAAUGAAGGCAUAAACCUUCUUACAAGCUUGACACCGGCUUCGAUCGAUAUACAGAAGCUAGUCGCGUUCGAAAACGCAUUCGAAAAACUGUUCGCAAUUAUUGAAUCCGAUGGGUCGCUAUCAGAAGGUGGAAGAACUGUAGAGGACUGUCUCAUUCUGUUGGCGAAUUUACUUCGUCGCAAUGCCUCAAACCAGACCCUAUUUCGUGAAUCUGGAUGUAUGAAAAAGUUAGCGGACCUGUUGCACAGUGUUUUGCAACCCGAAAAUGGCGAAGAUGUGGCAAUUUGGGCCCAAUCACAAAGAAACAGAAAUCUGUACGCGUUUCUAGCAAUUCUGCGGCUACUUCUUACACCUGGCUCCGCUGGCGUUUCACGCAACCAAGAGCUACUCUGGAAGCACCGGCUUUGCGCCGACGUACUUCAUUUAGCCUUCAGCCCAGAUGUUCAGAUGGAAAUUAGAGCGGAAGGCUUGAUCGCGUGCGGUGAUAUGAUUCGCGACUCUGCAGUGUUGCAGGAGAACUUUGCUCAGCUUAGUGUCUUACGGGUAGGGGGCAGCCGUCUCUCUGCAAAUGAACUCAGACCUCGCUCACAGGUAUACGUCAUUGAUGGACUGCUUGACCUUAUCCUGAAUCUGCAAGAUAGCGCAGCUUUCAACGUUCGUUAUGCGGCUAAUGAGUGCCUCAAAGCCUACUUCUCUAAUCAUUUGAACGUUCGACUGCAUUUUCUAACAAGAGCUAUUGAAGGCUACCUGACAGGCAGUGAAGAGACAACUAAUGCACUGACUGUUUUGCUGGCGCCCUCUGCCGAUCAAGCGGCAAGCGACCCUUAUCACCUCUGGUUUGCUGCCGUCAUUACGUUUCACUUGCUAUACGAUAACUCUGCUGCCAAAACGAAAGCCCUUUCGCUUACCGAAGGCGAUGCUGCCGAGGACGAGGAGCUAGUGACAAGCAUCCAGACCGUUACAGCACAUCUCCUGACAGGUAUUCGGCGAGGUGCUGAUGCACGUAUAUCGGUCGCUUAUUUGAUGCUUCUGACAAUAUGGCUGUUCGAAGACUUGGACGCAGUGAACGAUUUCCUGUCCGAGGGGAGCAAUAUUCAGAGUCUCAUUCAAGUCAUUUCGCAGCCUAUCCUGGAGGGAAGCGAACUAGUUCAGGGACUUUGCGCCAUGCUUCUCGGCAUUGCUUAUGAAUUUUCUACAAAAGAUUCGCCCGUGACUAGAACGACGUUGCAUUCUAUCCUGAUCACUCGGCUAGAUCGAGAGCAAUAUCUUCAGCGACUCCUCAAACUGCGUUCACAUCCUUUGCUGCGAGACUUUGAAGCAUUACCGCAGAGGAGAGACCCGGCGUUACUCAGUGGCUUAGCGGACGUGUAUUUUGACUCUGUGUUUGUCAACUUUUUCAAAGACAACUAUAGUCGCAUCGCGAGAGCCAUUGAUAGAAGCCCGGAGCUUGAGAUUUCUGUCAUCACCAAUGGUGUCCAGAAAGGAAUCUCUAGAGAACUGGUAGAUUCUCUGCGCGAGCAAAUCCGAGAGAAAGAUAGGGCGAUCGCGGAAGCGAAGUUGGCUUCUGAGUCUCAAGCAUCACGCCUUGGCCAAGAGCAGUGGGAACACCGCCAUUUCAAAGAGGAAGCAAACAAAGAACUGCAGAAGGUUCGAGAGGAUGCCAAACGAGAAACAGCGGCCGCCAAAGCAGUACAGGAAGGUACUCAGAGGUCCCACGAAGCAGAAAUUAGGAAAAUGCAGAGCAUUCAGUCUGCGAAGGAUGCCGAAAGCCAGAAGCAAAUUGUAGCUUUGGAGUCCGCUUUAAUGAAGAAAGAAGCAGAAUUUGAGAAAAACGUUGCGUCCAUGGAAGCGGCUAUUGCUGCCAAGGUUUCUGCUUUGGAACAGCAAUUGAUAGCAGUGAAAAAAGUUGCCAUAACAGAGGCAGAGCACAUAAAAAGGCGCAGUGACGGUGAAAUUGCCGACCUUCGCGCAACCGUCAGUAGCCUAGAAGCCUCUUUGCAAAAGGCAACGAAUGAACGCGAAAGAGAUUUGCAAAACAAGCAAAGUGAGUUACAAGCCAAGUCACGCGAAGCCGACGAACUACGCAACGAACUGCAUUUCUCUCGUGAAAAGCAGACCGCGACGAUAAAAAAGUUGCAGAACAAGACGAAGGAAUUAGAAAAACAGCUCGAAGAAGCCAGGCGACAAUUGGAUGAAGCGCGCAAUGCCACCGCCAAAAUCGAAUCAGUACUCGCAAGCAGUAGAAGGGAGAAAGAGAGCGUCCAAUCCGAGCUCGACGAUCUGCUGAUAGUCUUUACGGAUCUGGAAGACUCAGCGGCAAAGCAAAAGAAACGCCUUCGUGAGCUAGGCGAACCAGUAUCAGAUGGUGAGGAGGACGAAAGCAGCGAUGAGGAGAACGAUGUCGACUAG
Molecule: messenger RNA, 2922 nt
Organism: Beauveria bassiana ARSEF 2860
Lineage: Eukaryota; Fungi; Ascomycota; Sordariomycetes; Hypocreales; Cordycipitaceae
Product: transport protein USO1
Exons: 6
Coding region: 1-2922 (973 amino acids)
Biological process (GO): endoplasmic reticulum to Golgi vesicle-mediated transport; vesicle fusion with Golgi apparatus; intracellular protein transport
Cellular component (GO): endoplasmic reticulum; ER to Golgi transport vesicle membrane; Golgi membrane
Source: RefSeq, a predicted model, not a curated record